AUUCCGGCCGUGCUCCUUGCUGUUUUUGUAUCCGCUUCAGAGCACGUUCAACCGCCAACUAAGUUACGUUUUUGCCAUGUCACAGAAAACAAGCAAAGAGGUUACGUAUGUUUGAUGAAGAACGGAUACUCGCUAGCGUCUUAAGACAGUUCGUGGGACAAACGAUAUGAACUAAGAGCGUGUUUGGGGUUUUUAUUCGAAGGCGGUGUGUGGCUAUAUUUGUGCUUUUGGGUCCGUGAACGCCGCACUGUGAAGCUACAAGCCUCAUGUUUUCGUCCAGCCAAGAGGAGCACUGCGCCCCUUCCAAAGACCCUGUUCAAUAUGGCGAGCUGGUCGUGUUGGGGUACAAUGGCUCUCUGCCCAAUGGAGAUCGCGGUAGACGGAAAAGCAGAUUUGCGCUAUACAAGAGGACCAAAGCCAACGGUGUUAAGCCAAGCACAGUGCACAUCCUCAACACACCCCAAGACAGCAAGGCCGUGAACUCUAAAGGCCAACACAGCAUCUCAUACACGCUGUCUCGGAACCACACAGUGGUGGUGGAGUACAGCUAUGAUAAAGACACGGACAUGUUUCAGAUUGGCCGUUCCACUGAGAGUCCCAUCGACUUUGUGGUGACAGACACCAUAGCGGGAGGCCAAGAGGGCGAGGAGACUCCCAUCACACAGAGCACCAUCUCACGUUUUGCCUGUCGGGUCGUUUGUGAGCGCAACCCUCCUUACACGGCUCGUAUCUACGCAGCCGGGUUUGACUCUUCCAAGAAUAUCUUCCUUGGGGAAAAAGCUGCUAAAUGGAAGAACCCUGAUGGUCACAUGGAUGGCCUGACAACCAAUGGUGUGCUGGUGAUGCACCCCAAAGGUGGCUUCACAGAGGAAUCCAAGCCCGGCGUAUGGCGAGAGAUUUCAGUGUGUGGGGAUGUUUACACCCUGAGAGAGACACGCUCUGCACAGACUCCAGGCAAACUGGUGGAGAUUGAGAGUAAUGUCCUCCAGGACGGCUCGCUGGUGGACUUGUGUGGCGCGACCUUGCUGUGGCGCACGGCUGAAGGCCUUUUUCACACCCCCACCCAAAAGCACCUGGAGGCUCUUCGGCAGGAAAUCAACGCGGCGCGGCCCCAAUGCCCUGUGGGUCUCAACACCCUCGCCUUCCCCAGCAUCCAACGCAGCCGCGCCCUCUCCUGCCUGGAGGACAAGCAGCCGUGGGUGUACUUGGCGUGCGGCCACGUGCACGGUUACCACAACUGGGGUCAUCGGUCUGAGCAGGAGGCCGACACCCAGCGAGAGUGCCCCAUGUGCAGGAUGGUGGGCCCCUACGUGCCGCUCUGGCUGGGCUGCGAGCCCGCCUUCUACGUGGACACGGGCGCCCCCACGCACGCCUUCGUGCCGUGCGGACACGUGUGCUCGAAGAAGUCCGUGAAGUACUGGUCGGAGAUCCCGCUGCCUCACGGCACCCACGCCUUCCACGCCGCCUGCCCCUUCUGCGCCACCCAGCUCAGCCUGGCUCAGGGCUGCUCCAAGCUCAUCUUCCAAGGCCCAGUGGACUGAGCUCCCGGGGCCACUUCAACCACAACAUGCUGUGAAAUGGACCGUCAUUCCCCUCUUGUGGGAAGCUCAGGUGGUUUUUGGAUUGGACACGUGAAGCCCUUCCCUUCCAGAACCAUCCACUGUUCCAGCUGUCCUGCCUAGCAACCGCUUCAAAGAAGAAAGGCCUGUUGGAUUUGACUCUUUUUACUCUUUUUAAACUUGCGCAAGUGGAGGUGAGGUUUUCAAGAGCCAGACAGCUGGACUGUUUGCUCGGAGGCCGUGAUGCUCCUUAUUUUCUCCUUUAACCCUCAAACGGCAUCUUCUAACCCUGCGGAGGUGGCUUUCAUUUAUUGGCGUGGGAUACACAGAAUUCAGUGCCUCUAAUCCCAUGAAGCCGUGGGAACAUUGUACGAUAUUUAGUUGAGGUCGAUUUGCAUACGACAGCCCACAAGGAUCAUAUUUGUAUCAACAGAAGAGCUAUUUUACUACACUGAGGCCCUCGCACUGUUUUCUAAUGCAAAUGUUAAUAUAUUUUCCUGCAUAAAUAAUGUGUGCAGGAAUGUUGUGAUUGUGCGCGCGCGUGCUGGACCGCCUGUUUCAGUUCACCUCCCUUAUGAUGUCUCAGCCAAUGAUUGUACCGGAUUACAGCCUAUUGAUGGAAGAGAUAAGACAUACUUGUCUGUCUACUGUACCCACACCCCCGUCUGCACUGUUGUUGGCUUCGUCCCGCAUUGGCGGCGCUCCAGCCAAGAAACCUGGGUAUCGCCUCAGCAGCGUGCAGAGAUUAUACCAAAUAUAAGGAGGAGCUAUUUUCCCCGCGCCCGCUCACCACGUCUCAAAAGUGGUAAACAAUCCCUCAACCCGAACCGCUGCUCCGGCAUGACGUUGACAGCUUUGGAUCCCAGUAGCAUGCACGGGGGGGGAAUAAUGAUAUUAUCUCACAUGAUGCCAAAUUUGUUCUUUUGUGCGUCGCGGAUGAGUCAAAAACAUACUCGCCGGAUGGAGUGAAAGUGGGGGAAAGAACGGGGACAAAUGUGUGUGUUGUUUGUGUGACGUUCGCCUAACAGACUGUGUCCAUGUGUAGAAAACAUUGGCAGCCGGCUGGAGAAUAUUCUGCCUUCUUUCACAAACAAUACUUCCAUUUAGGUUCCAGAAGGGUGGAUUGCUGAGGGGCAAAUCCACCUCAAAAUGUUCUUCCUGUCCUGAAAGAAACUUUUUGAAAAGUUAAAGCACGAGUGGCGCAAUGUUUCAAAGUGGAUAGUCAUAAACAGCAGUAGCAUUCCUCACUCACACCUUCUUUAAGGAGAGCGUCUCCUCCUGUAGCAGCUGCUUCAAACAUUCCUCCUUGGUAAACAUGGGUGGGGUCCGCGCCUUCAAGAUCCCCCUCCCCUGCAGGAAGUGUGUACACAAGCCAUAGGACGCACUGAUACUCCUCCCGAUGCAAAGAAAAAUAAACUAUUUUUUGAAGGUA
Molecule: messenger RNA, 2991 nt
Organism: Nerophis lumbriciformis (worm pipefish)
Lineage: Eukaryota; Metazoa; Chordata; Actinopteri; Syngnathiformes; Syngnathidae
Gene: peli2
Product: pellino E3 ubiquitin protein ligase family member 2
Biological process (GO): regulation of Toll signaling pathway; protein polyubiquitination
Molecular function (GO): protein binding; ubiquitin protein ligase activity
Source: RefSeq, a predicted model, not a curated record